AGAAAAAUUGUAAGCUAUAUUAAUAAUGGAUAAUAUAAAUUAUAAUAUAAUACGGUGCUAUCUUUGCCGUAAAAAAAUAAAUGAAAAGCAAAAUAUAUUGGUCGAUAAAACUCUAUGUCCUUCAUCGAAAAAGUCCAUUAGGGAUGUAUUUAAUUAUUUAGCUCGCUGCAUAAAUGCCGAAAUAUUUAUAUCUCAUGGCGAGAGCCUUUGUAGCACCUGCUACAACCAAAUUGUUGGAUAUGAUAGAACCGUAGUGAAAGUUAUACAACAACAAAAGUGCCUUGCUAAGCUCGUAGAAAAGGCGGCUACAAAUAUUGAUUCUGACUAUGAGGAGCAAUUCUUUGAAGAUGCGAAUUCGUUCACUGAAGAAUACUUUUUUAGUAAUAUUGAAAUAUCUGACAAUGAGAUAGAUGAAAUAAUGAAAGAAGCAAUGUCAACUCCUCACAAUACUAAACCGGCAAAAGCUUCUAAAAACACUCGCGAAACAAAAGUUGUGCAAGAAGUCAUGCAAUGUAAUUUUUGCCCCAUAGGUUUUAAAAGCAAAGUACGACUUCAGAAACACAUGUCCCAGGCACACAAAAAGUAUAGGUGCACGCUCUGCAGUUAUACACACAGAAAUGAAGACUAUGUAAUGCUUCACAUGAACACACAUGAAGGACGUAACGAAAACCAGUGUCGUUUUUGUUUCAAAGAAUUUACUACAAAAAUUAGUGCAAUUCGUCAUAUGGAGGUGCAUCUUAACUCGAAAAAAUAUCAAUGCGACAAAUGUGGUCUUUGUUUUUCACAAACAACGGUGUUGUAUAAUCAUAAAUUACAACAUGAAGCUGAGGAGCAACCAUUGCGUUGUGAAAAAUGUAAUCAAAUAUUUAAAACAAAACGUACUUAUACUCACCAUAUGAUAACGCAUCGUGCCGACCGCCCGCGUUACAGUUGCGACAUCUGUUCUAAGACAUUUACAGAAAAAUAUACUCUAAAAGUUCAUAAACGUUCCCAUCAUAGUCAAAAUAUAGAACAACUUAAUGCUGAAGCAUCUCAUACAGAACCAGAAUCUAAAUUUCGAUGUGUUAUAUGUGAUCAAGCGUUUAUUAACAAAGAUGGCUUGAACAAGCAUAUGGAAAAAGAACAUGAUGUUAUCGUGAAAUCACUAACGCUUUCAAAUUUCACACAAUAUGAAAUUUGUUCAAAUGAACCAAAAAAACACUGCCAAAUUUGCGGGCAUAUAUUUAGUACACAAUUGAAUUUAGACCAUCACUUAAAAAAUGUUCAUUAGCGUAUAUGCACAAAGUUAUUUCUGCAUUGUUGAAUACUAGAUUAGAAACGUAGCAAUUAAAAUAAUGUAAUAUAUUAUAAGAACCGUAUGACUUAAUUCAACAGACAGCUGAAUUUAGCAAAAAUCUUCAUUUUUUUUAGAAAGGAAAAUUAGUAUAUGAAAUUAAACGUAUUUCAACUACAGCUAU
Messenger RNA from Teleopsis dalmanni, 1457 nucleotides. Its product is annotated as serendipity locus protein beta-like. Gene Ontology annotation, biological process: regulation of transcription by RNA polymerase II. The record is from RefSeq and is a predicted model, not a curated record. Gene Ontology annotation, molecular function: RNA polymerase II cis-regulatory region sequence-specific DNA binding; DNA-binding transcription factor activity. The transcript has 4 exons. The coding region runs from base 26 to 1270 and encodes 414 amino acids. Lineage: Eukaryota; Metazoa; Arthropoda; Insecta; Diptera; Diopsidae.